AUGAGCCACUCCUACGAGCAUCCUGACAGCACGGUCAAGAUGGCUUACGAUAGUGACACUCAGCCUUUGAUUGCUGGCCACCCCGGCUUGAUCAACACCCCUCCUCCUACCGCUGAUGAAAGCGUUGUUCCGGGUAGCCUGGAGUCAACGUCUCGCUGGUCGGUUCCCAAAUCCUCCUCUGCGAAGCCACGCGUGUCGAGAGCUCCCCGCAUCCAGCGUCGAUCCAAGAAGUUGAAAGAACGCUCCAAGCCCAAUGUCACUGCUCCCUUGAGCAAAUCGACCAAGCAUAUGACACACAUUCCUCUUCGCGACAUGGAGAGCUGGGUCCACCGUCCCAUCAAGAUUCGUAUGCAAGAAGUUGCCAAGCGGAACGGUCGUGUUGCUCGUCCUAUGAACUCCUUCAUGCUCUACCGUUCCGCUUAUGCAGAGCGCGCCAAGCAGCUUAUCACUGAGACCAACCACCAGAAGGUUUCUGAAGCGGCGGGUGAGAGUUGGAAGAUUGAGUCGCGUGAGAUCCGGGAGAAGUACGAACUUCUGGCCAGCAUCGAGAAGAGCAACCACCUCAAAGCUCAUCCUGGUUACAAGUUCUCGCCCUCCAAGAAGGACAAGAACCCAGAUGAGUCCCGUUCGGAACCGGAUCCUGAACAGGGACCCUCCCCCAUGUCCAGCCCUUCUUUUGCCCAGAGCGGUCGCGGUAUGAGCUGUGGCGUGGAAAAUGGCGGUUGGGACAGCCGUGACUUUACUCCCUUUGACCAAGACCAUGGUCUUCCCUCCGCAAGCUAUCUGAGCUCAUCCUGGCAAACGGGCCACCCUGGCAGGCCUUUUACGGGAAUAAACGAGGCGGCCCAUCACUACAUCCCAUCGUCCGUCCCUGCGGGUGUCGUGAACCUGCAGGAAUUGCAGUACUCGUCGUCGACGGCCCUGGCUGGACUGCCUGGUGGCACUCACCAUGACCUUCUUCAACCUCAAAACUCCAUCCCGACCCCGGGUUCGUUCACCGAUGGUCAGUUGGACCCCCAGCUGCUAAAGCGUGACACGGCCAGUCCGGCUCAGGUCUACCAUCAUAAUGGUGUCUAUCACCCCAUGUGGCAGGAAGGACCCGCCUAUCUGCCUGCAACGACCUCCAUGCCGCCAAAUGCAGUGCCCUACUCUGUCGCCGGUUACCAGCCGAGCAUGCAAACCUUGUUGGACAACCGGGAAUCCUGGGAAUCUAGUCAAGAGACCAAUGUCGACGGGCCCAAUGGUGGCGACUUUGACCAUUGGAUUAAUCCUCAUCCUACUGGGUACUGA
Molecule: messenger RNA, 1290 nt
Organism: Aspergillus chevalieri
Lineage: Eukaryota; Fungi; Ascomycota; Eurotiomycetes; Eurotiales; Aspergillaceae
Product: HMG-box domain-containing protein
Exons: 2
Coding region: 1-1290 (429 amino acids)
Biological process (GO): regulation of transcription by RNA polymerase II
Cellular component (GO): nucleus
Molecular function (GO): RNA polymerase II cis-regulatory region sequence-specific DNA binding; DNA-binding transcription factor activity, RNA polymerase II-specific
Source: RefSeq, a predicted model, not a curated record